Molecule: messenger RNA, 8063 nt
Organism: Dreissena polymorpha
Lineage: Eukaryota; Metazoa; Mollusca; Bivalvia; Myida; Dreissenidae
Exons: 10
Coding region: 40-1773 (577 amino acids)
Source: RefSeq, a predicted model, not a curated record
CGAAAGUAGGGUCAUAUCCAUUUUUUAAGAAUCUGGUGCAUGUACACAUUCAGAACAUGUGAGUGGGUGGGAGUUGAAUGGCAGUUUAACCAUUUAAUCGACUGGAGAACCAUGGAAGUGUUCCUCAAUAGGGCUCUAUACUUCUCCCUAUGUCUCACAUUGGUUGAGUCCACAGCCAACUACCAACUGUUCAAGGGGCCCAGGACUGGUGAAACACAGCGCUAUCAAGUUUGUCCUAUGCCAUCCCAGCAAUGUUCUCACUGCUUUUACUGCAAAGAUGGCGUCCUGUCAGAUUCCUCUUACGCAAAUGAACAGGAUGUACUAUGUAACCAGUACUACAGACACAAAAAUAUGUCAGAGGCUCUUCUACCAGAAGAGUUUGCAAACAACAAAAUACCAGUGUGCAAUGUUGGACAGGUUCCAGGAUGUGGCUCUCCGCCUGAAGAUAACUCUGAGUCUGGACUGUACUGGUACUGUGACAUAGACUACAGCAAUCAACCCCACUCAGUCUACUUUUCCUGUGCCCUGAUCUGCAACUAUACAAACACUGUGGCCUACCAGUACUACUGCAAUGAAAGUCUGCGCUGGGAACUCUUGGAAGCGGCUACUUCUAGCUGUCGAUCAAAUGUAUCUGAAGAGGUUUUGACAAGCAUAGAGGCUGGUACAGCAUCGAUGGUACUCCCAAUGGUUGGCAUAGUUGCUGGAGUGAUGGUGGUGGCUGUUGCAGUCAUUUGUUCGAUACGCUGCUUCAUCUUCCAUAGACGCAAAAAAGAAGAUGAACGUGUACGAAAUGGAGAACUUGCACAAAUUAAAAUGUCAGUAAUGAACGGUAAUGACAGCAUCCAUGCUGCAUUGCAAGAUGAGCAUGAGACUGAUUUAAAAACUUUAGACCAUAGUGAAAUCGGCGGACAAGACAAAAGUGCAAAGAUGAGUCUAUUGACAGGUAAAAUUAAUAAUGUGACUUAUAAAGACAAGCCUGCAAGCAAGUGCACAGUGAACAAGUGUUUCAAUGGAUCAAAGCAUCACCAAUCUAGAAUGCAAGUUGAUGAUCAGACUGAUGUAAAAACUUUAGACCCUAGUAAAAACAGUGGACCAGAAGCAUGUGCAAGUUUUAGUCCAUUGACAGGGAAAAUUGAUAACAACACUACUAAAGGCAAGCCUGCAAGCAAGUGCACAUGGAGCAAGACUUUCAAAAGAACAAACAGUGAGCCAACCAGUUGCAUAAAAAUUCAUUUCAAAAUUGUGAAUGGAAAACUGAAAUGGGAAAAAUGUCAGGAUGUAAAUGGAGUUUUUGAGAUCCCAUCAGUUGCUGAGGAGAUCAGGAUAAGUAUAAACCCCCAAAAAGCAAAUGGUUUGCGUGUGAUAAUGGAAGAUAGACCAAUAAUUAAAGGAGAAUAUCAGGUUGGGGAGAUGCAGUAUGUAAUUGACUCCAAAGAAAUAGAUUGCAGUGGAAAGUACUGCUGUAAAUAUAAACUACUCCCAAGCAAAGAAGAAAAGACUGAACGUUUUGAGUUAAAACAUUUAAUGAAAAAAGUGAAUAAUGAUAUUAACCAACCUGCAGAUAAGUCUUAUUAUGCCCUACUAAAUCUUGAAUCGUUGGUGUCAAAAGAAUCGGGUUUAUCAUCCAUAAAGGGUGCAAAGUGUAUUUCCAGUUACACUAGCCCUAAAUCAACCAGUGAUCCAUGUAAAUCAUGGAAAACUCUAUCUGGACCAAAUUCUCUAGAAAGUGCCGAGGUGGAAGAUGAAAAAAUCCCAUGUCUUACAAACAGCUAAAAUACUGGUAAUUGUACUUCGUUUCUUGAAAGAGCUUAAAUUGUGGUUGUUGAAUCCUCCUUCUACAUUUCUUACUUCUGUCAGUUCAUAAGAGUGAAAUUUGUAAAUGAAUGGUUACGAAAAAAUGGUGGAAAAAAAGAUUGGGUUUGCAACUUGGAAUGUCUGAGAAUCCUUAUUUUUAUGCCCCCGGUAGGAGGGCAUAUAGUGAUCUGUCCGUCUGUCUGUCCGUCUGUCCGUCUUUCCGUCACACUUUGCGUUUAGGUUUCGAAAAAUGCUAAUAACUUCUAUGUCCCUUGAGAUGUAACCUGCAUAUUUGGUAUGCAUGUGUAUAUGGACAAGGCCUUUCCAUACGCACACAAAUUUUGACCCCUGUGACCUUGACGUUGAACUUCGGGUCCGCGUUUAGGUUUCGAAAAAUGCUCAUAACUUCUAUGUCCCUCGAGAUAUAACCUUCAUAUUUGGUAUGCAUGUGUAUAUGGACAAGGCCUUUCCAUACGCACACAAAUUUUGACCCCUGUGACCUUGACGUUGAACUUCGGGGCCGCGUUAAGGUUUCGAAAUCUGUGUUUAGGUUUCGAAAAAUACUCAUUACUUCUAUGUCCCUUGAGAUAUAACCUUCAUAUUUGGUAUGCAUGUGUAUAUGGACAAGGCCUUUCCAUACGCACUAAAAUUUUGACCCAUGUGACCUUGACCUUGAACUUAGGGUCCGUGUUUAGGUUUCGAAAUCUGCGUUUAGGUUUCGAAAAAAGCUCAUAACUUCUAUCAAGCGUUUAUAGGCAUAAGUCAUCCAAUGGUGACAGCUCUUGUUUUCUUUAAAUUUUCUAAAACUUUUUUUGUUAAAUGUUUCUUAAAUUUUGAUUUUGGAUGCAGAAUACCAUGUCAAUUGGAAAUAUUCAAAGAAAGAACAUACAAUUACAAGAGUUGUAAAUCAGUUCUACAACUUCAAAAAGUUAUGACAUGAUUUGCUUUUGACUCUCAAAUGUUAGGUGACUGUUUCACUAAAUAUUUCAAUUAUUUGAAAAAAUACAUAAAAUAUAAACCAUAAAACUUGGUAAUGUAUAAUGAACAAUAUUUAAUAAAUAGGGAUUUUCAUCAGGAGAGAACUCCUGUAUUGCCAAUCUUAUUCUUUAUGAUUAAAUAUUAUUCAGAUGCAUAGGUGAUGAGCGAUGUGGCGGUUAGCUGAAGUGGUUUAAUAAGUGAUUUAAUGACCACACAUAAGAAUGAUAAAGAUUUGUUCAUUGCUUAAGUGGGCUCAUCAUUUCAAUGACAGGAUCUUCAUGGUUGUUGCAAUUGAAAUGAAAAUUAUUGUUUAUGGUUUGGAAAGGUGGAUACUCGAUCAUCUGUAUGUAAUGCAUGUUUUGAUGUUAUCAAACCAAGUUAUCAAAUAUACCUAAACCUUGCAUUUAACUUCAUGGCUUCUCAUAUACACAUGUAAAUAAACACGCAUUAUAAUGCAUGCGAUACCUAUUUAUGUGUUAUUGUUGUACAUAUGACUUUAAGACAGAAUAAUGUAAUAUUUAUGGUCUAUUUAUUAAUUUUGAACAUAUUUUCUUAGAAUAGUAACACAGCUAACAAAUUUAUGUAUUGAAUACAGUUGUGUUGAGAGUUGUUUAUGAAUGGAGCAUAUAAACUAUUUUUAGGGUUAGGAAAUCAACAAUUUCAUUGAAAAUCUAGCUUUAUCUGACAGCGUUAAUUUAGUUUUUUUGUAUUUUCCUUACAUUUAUAUUGUUAAAGUAUAUGAUUAUGUCUGUCUCAUUACAUUGUUUUGUGAAUAGCCAUAAUGAGAUGUCUAAAUGAAUUUACAUAAACUAUCUUCAGAUGCAAAUGACAUGUCAAGUGUGAAAACCUUAUUUCUUAUUUCAAUGUCAAAUUUACAGUGGACACAUUUAGUUUCGGAAUAUUCCUCACAGUUUAGUCAAGUAUCAGCCUGUCCACACUGCAGAUAGACACUCUUUUACUUGAGUGUAAUUUCAUUUAUUUGUUUCCUAAUUAAUUUAAAAGUAACAAAAAUACGUGUGUCUAUCCAAUAUUAACAUAUAAAACUAUGCUACUCGUAUCUCAUAUGUGCUAUAUUGUAAUAAAUUUUAAGUGGUUAUCUGAAAAGGAAUUGGUGUGUAAAUAACCUGUUGUAAUGUUAAUAAUUUUAUGCAAUACAGUUUUGUUUUCACUAAGCGGAGACGUUAGCAUGAAGUGCUCAAGGUGAGCUAUUGCGAUCUCCCUAUGUUCAGCGUCUUUUGUUGUGCGGCAUGUGGUUUGUGUUGUCAACUUUUAGUGCUUUACCAUUAUACAGCCUAAAUUUGCUUCAGAAUAUCAAUGCAGUGUUUGAAUCUCAGUCAUGUACAUUUUAAAACUAGGUUACCAGGACAAAUCUUACAAAGUUCUUGUUAUCACUAUAAAAAAAGCGUAUGUGACUCAAUCUUGAUGAGGCUACGUUUCAAUGUUUAUCUUGAUAUCUUCUAGGCUGAGUUAGAAUCUUGGUCACGUGCGUCUAAACAAUAGCUCACCGUGGAACCAUUCUAGAGACCACAUUGAUUACUCAAUCUUGAUGAAACAUGGUAAAAAAAAUUGAAUCUGGUUCACAUGGGUCUAAACACUAAUUUAUCAGGUCAAAUCUUAAAAAAACAAUUGCUACCGCUUUAAAGGCCACAUUUACAACUACUUUAAUGAGAUACAGUCAGAAUGUUUGUCCUGGUAAUAUCUAGAAAGAGUUCCAAUCUGGGUCAUGUGCUUCAAAAAACAAGUUUCCCACAGUCAAAUCUUAGAGAAAAAAACAUGUCCCCAUGGCCUAAUUUAUGACUCAAACUUGAUGUAACUUUAUCAGAAUGUUUAUAUAUUUACAAUAUGAAUCUAAAUCUUUGAAUCUGUAUUACUUGCGUCUCGAAACUAGGUUACCAGGCCAAAUCUAAAAAAAUAUAACCUUUUGUGGGACUUCAUUUAUGACUCAAUCUUGAUGAAAUUUAGUUGUUUUGUUUAUUAUUCAAUUAUAUUUGUUAAAGCUUAAUAUAAAUGUAUUGUGUUUGCUAUAAUUUACAUUUGUGUUCCUUAUUGCUGAUAUUUCUACUUCAACCAUGAUCUGUUAUUUAAUGCCUCUUUAUUAUUAUGUUGAUGAGAUUGUUCAGUAUAUUUUCCAUCUGAUUUUACCCAUUAUUUGUCUUGCACAAAUUGACAAGAGUGGAGCCGUGGUCUUGUGGUAAUUCUCUGACAAAAACCUCAGUGGUCACAGGUUUGAUUGGCCUGCUCAACCUUAUCCUUCUCCCUUUGGCAUGAGACGUUGAACUGAGAGGCACUGUAUUUGGUGCCUCAUAGUUGAUUUUGACAGGUGAUAAAAUAAAAAUGUAAAAUAUAUUGAACAAAUGAUUGCAAAGCAAUAUGUUCCCCUACCGGUGAAACUCCACCAUUGUCAGUAAAAAAAAAAAUAUUUCACCGGAGGGGACAUAUGGUUUUCGCUCUGUGCAUCUGUCUGUUUGUCACACUUUUUUUGAUCCUGCGAUAACUUUAAAAGUUCUUAAUAUUUUUUCAUGAAUCUUGAAACAUGGAUAGAUGGCAAUAUGGAGAUUAUGCAUGUCAUUUCGUUUUGUGCCUAUGUCAAAAAUUCUGUUUGCUAUGGCAACAAAUAGACUAUAAAUACUGCUGAAAAUGGUGGUUUUCUGGAUCCAGCGAUUACUUUAAAAGUUCUUAAUAUUUUUUCAUGAAACUUGAAACAUGGAUAGAUGGCAAUAUGGACAUCAUGCACGUCAUUUCAUUUUGUUCCUACGUCAUAAAAUAUGGUUGCUAUCGCAACAAAUAUACUAGAAAUACUCCUGAAAAUGGUGUUUUUCUGGAUCCUGCGAUAACUUUGAAAGUUUUUCAUAUUUUUUUCAUGAAACUUGAAACAUGGAUAGGUUGCAAUAUGGACAUUAUGCACGUCAUUUCAUUGUGUUCCUACGUCAAAAAUUUUGGUUGCUAAGGCAAAAUAUAUAAAAAAAAUCUGACAAUGGAAUUUCUGACAAUGGUGUAGCCGGUAGGGGACACAUAUUGCUUGGUAAUAGUCUUGUUAAAAGAUAUAAGAUGUGAAAUAAUAAUAAUUGCUUAAUGUCAAAAGGCGACUGUUGUUUAUGGCAUUCAUUUAUGUGCAUAUACAAUACUGUUCAGGUAAUGCUACUGUUCACAUGUGUUGUGGAAUGAAACCCAUUAUGUAUUAUUAUACCGUCAUUACUGGUAAUGGGGGCUAUAUAGGAGUCACAUUGUCAGUCCGUCGGUCGGUCUGUCCCGAAAUUUCAUCCGAUCUUCAACAAACUUGGUCACAAGUUGUAUCUUAAUUAUGUCUAGGUCAAGUUUGAAUAUGGGUCAUGCCAGGUCAAAAACUAGGUCAUGGGGUCACUUAGUGUGUUUUAAACCGAAAGUUUGUCCGCACCAUAACUAUGUCAUUUAUCCUUAGAUUUUAAAAUGACUUGGUACAUUUGUUCACCAUUAUGCGACGGUGUGUCGUAUGAAAAAAGUACGUUGAUAUCUCCAAGGUCAAGGUCACACUUGGGGUUCAAAGGUCAAAUGCUUGUCUGGGCUAUAACUUUGUAAUUUAUUGUGAGAUUUUAAAAUCUUUUGGCAAAUUUGUUCAUCAUCAGUGGACGGUGUGUAAGGUUUCUUUUAGGGAAAUGUCUCUUAUUAUUUUCACUAACGGUCUCGGGGAAACAUUUCAAAAUCUUGCACCGCUUACGAAAAUCAAGUUGAAUGUUCACAAAUGUCAAAGAAAUACAUGUAUCUGUAUAUUUUUAUUUUAAGUCAAAACAGACUAGCGAGAAAUCAACACUGAAAAUGUUAAUAUACAUCAUAAGUGUCUGAGGAUAGCAACUUCGAUCCACUGUUUUUACAAAUACAAAAUCAGUAAGAAGCAUGUUAGUUCAUUUGCAUUUGUAAAACUAUAAGCCUACUGCAAUACACGUUUUCAUCUUAAACGAACUAAGCUUACCAGAAACUUUAUUGAUUUCCACAAUAACAUGACUGGUCAGAACAUGAUAAAGAGAGCCUUCCAGACCAGUAAUAAACACCGCUGAUUAAAUGGAUUUAAAAGCAACUAAUUGUACUCAUAUCCAUAACGGUUAACGGGACAGCAUCAGCUACCGCGCAAUAACAACUCGCCCCUUGUCGGAAAAAGAUCGAUCUCACCGAAUCUGCAAACCAAAUCCAAGCAAGCCCCGGCACAUUAGAGUCAAAUUAACGUCGUAAAGAGCUAGAAAAAGCACUACCUAAGCCGAUCGAAACUGAAAGACACUGGCUAUAAGAACACGUUCGGCAAUGAGGACCUAACUUCCAAGGAAGCUCCCUGUGAAAUUCGGUCGCCUACUUGGUGCAUUGUCAUCCGACGCUAACAUUCUAGUCGAGGACUCGAAAAUCAAAAUUCAUUAAGUUAACAAUAUUGACGACUUAGUCAUACUGAUCUUACAGCACGUAACGUUGACUCAUAAAUUCGUAUAAAAACAAAUUACAAGGUAUCGACGAUCUUAUAUUAGUUAAUAAGUGUAGCGCAAGGCCGACUUCAUGAGGCCGCCACCGAGCGCUAUGUGCGCGACCUCACAAACAGGAAGUGCCUUCCUAAGUCCUCGAAAGGUCAUCUUCUGACCAAGUUUCAUGAAGAUAGGACAGUAAAUGUGGCCUCUAGAGUGUUAACACGAUUUUACUAAAGCUAUUUAAGGAAAAAUGCCCCGCCCCUUGGAAGCCAUGUUUUUCAAGCAAACAUAUUUAUUUUCGAAUUCAUCCAAGAUAUCAUUAAGACCAAUCUUCUGAGCGAAUUUCAUGAAGAUUGGACAAUAAAUGUGGCCUCUAGAGUGUUAACAAGGUUUUACUAUAGCCAUUUAUAGCCAUAUAAGGAAAAAUGCCCCGCCCCUGGUGGCCAUGUUUUUUAAGCAACCAAAACCAUUUUCGAACUCAUCCAAGAUAUCAUUGGGACAAAUCUUCUGACCAAGUUUCGUGAUGAUCGGAAAAUAAAUGUGACCUCUAGAGAGUUAACAAGGCAAAUGUUGACGCCUCAAAACGGACGACGGACAAAAGGCGAUCACAAAAGCUCACCAUGAACACUUGAGCUAAUAAAAAAUAGAAUGGAAAAAUAAUAAUACUGAACAUUGAGGCCAUGCUUAAUAAUGCAACCAAAAGGCAAGGCAGUAGAUUCAAAACAGAAAAAGUUAACUUAUAGUACCUACAAUCAUAUAUUAAAAUAAUCAACACUGUAUACUUGUAAGUAUAUAUUUAAUACCAAAUACGAACACAUAAAAAACAGUUACAUUGUAUUUUAUUGCUGAAAUAAAUAAUUAUAUGAA